Peromyscus californicus insignis is the source of this 651-nucleotide messenger RNA. RefSeq names its product resistin-like alpha. The record is from RefSeq and is a predicted model, not a curated record. Gene Ontology annotation, molecular function: hormone activity. Gene Ontology annotation, cellular component: extracellular region. Lineage: Eukaryota; Metazoa; Chordata; Mammalia; Rodentia; Cricetidae. The transcript is spliced from 4 exons. The coding region runs from base 175 to 510 and encodes 111 amino acids.
AGGGCUGUCCUCCUCCUCCUUCUGCCUUGUCAGAGUGCUGGAAUAAGGAACAAGCCUGGGUUUGUAAUCAAUAAAACCCUGUGCUUGUGUGUUUGCAUUGGAUAUUGGCUUUGUGGUGGUUUUGCUCUGGAGUCUCACAACAUUAAGAGACCCAGGACAUUGAGUUUCAACAGGAUGAAGACUACAACCUGCUCUCUCCUCAUCAUCAUCUCACUUCUCCAGCUGGUGAUCCCAGUGAACACUGAGGAGACCUUAGACUCCAUCAUAAAGAAGCUCAAGGAAGCUCUCAGCUAUGGAGGAUACCUUCCCUCGACUGUGAAUAGGACUCCCUCUUGCACUAGUGUGAAAGCUGUAGGCAGACUAGCCUCCUGUCCUGCUGGGAUGAUUGCUACUGGAUGUUCUUGUGGCUUUGCUUGUGGAUCAUGGAACAUACAGAAUGAAAACAUUUGCCACUGCCUGUGUCUAUUCAUAGACUGGACUGUUGCUCGCUGCUGCCAACUGAGGAAAUGAGGAGGCUGAGAGUCCAGUUUUGAAAUGACUAUUAUAGUGAAAUGUUGAUUCCACCCAGGAAAUUUGAUUGAUUGUCCCUGUGCUGAAUUCCUAUUACACAGUAAUCCUGCUUCUUAAAUAAUAAAGACAGAUUUGCACUCA